Molecule: messenger RNA, 3266 nt
Organism: Neocloeon triangulifer
Lineage: Eukaryota; Metazoa; Arthropoda; Insecta; Ephemeroptera; Baetidae
Gene: Mettl14
Product: N6-adenosine-methyltransferase non-catalytic subunit
Exons: 7
Coding region: 192-1397 (401 amino acids)
Cellular component (GO): RNA N6-methyladenosine methyltransferase complex; nucleus
Molecular function (GO): S-adenosylmethionine-dependent methyltransferase activity; mRNA binding
Source: RefSeq, a predicted model, not a curated record
AAGUGCCGAGAUAUCUGUCCAAAAAUUAAUAAUUUCGGCAUUUUUUGGAUAAUGGCUUGGAUUGUAGCAGAGGCGCCAUCUGAAGGGGCGAAAGUAAAACUACCCUGACAUCUUGCCUGACAUGCGGGCAAGUAUAAACAAAAGGCUGAGAUGCAAUUAAUUUGUGAUUGUGAACGUUAAUUAAUGCGGAGAUGAGUGAGCGACUAAAGGAGCUGCGAGAACGCUCGCAAAAGAGAAAGCAGUUGCUAGCCAGAACGUUUGGAGUAGGAAGUGUUCAGGAGCUGAGCAGAGUUUUAGGAACGGUAGAUGAAAUUCCUGUGAAGAAACAACAAACUGAACCCCCCAAGGAGGACAUCGAUAAAGGGAAAGUGCCUGAAAACUCUGAAGAAAAUGCAGACUCGGAUAAUCUCGUUUACACCGACUCGUCCACUUUCCUCAAAGGAACGCAGUCAUCAAACCCCCACAACGAUUACUGCCAACACUUUGUAGAUACAGGGCAACGUCCUCAAAAUUACAUACGAGAUGUAGGUCUGGCAGACAGAUUCGAGGAGUACCCCAAACUUCGGGAACUGAUCAAGUUAAAAGACGACUUGAUUUCCAAAACUGCAACGCCUCCCUCAUAUUUGAAGUGUGACCUGCACUCAUUCGACUUAAAGAACCUGAAAAGCAAGUUCGACGUCAUCCUAGUGGAACCACCCCUCGAAGAGUACCAAAGAACUAUGGGGGUUACAAACAUGGAAUUCUGGGGAUGGGAGCAGAUUAUGGAGCUGGACAUCGGAGAAGUUGCUGCACCUCGUAGUUUUAUUUUCCUGUGGUGUGGAUCCUCAGAUGGCUUGGACUUGGGCCGCUACUGUCUACGAAAGUGGGGUUUUCGGAGAUGUGAAGAUAUCUGCUGGAUUAAAACCAACAGCAACAAUCCCGGUCACUCAAAAAAUUUGGAUUCCAAAGCAGUUUUCCAGCGCACAAAGGAGCACUGUCUGAUGGGGAUAAAAGGAACAGUCAGAAGAUCGACAGACGGAGAUUUCAUUCAUGCCAACGUUGACAUUGAUCUCAUCAUAUCAGAGGAGCAGGACUACGGUUGCUUGGACAAGCCUGUUGAAAUAUUUCACAUCAUUGAGCACUUCUGUCUCGGUCGCCGAAGGCUCCAUGUAUUUGGUCGAGAUAGCACAAUACGUCCGGGCUGGCUGACUAUUGGCCCUGCAUUGACAAACAGCAACUUCAACGGAGACCAAUAUUCCGGAUACUUUAGCAAUGGUCAGCUGACCACAGGCUGCACCGAGAGAAUAGAAGCGUUGAGACCCAAAUCACCUCCGCCCAAAGGUAAAGGACCUCCAGGUUCAAGAGGACGGGGUGGUGGAUCCAGAGGUGGCUUCCGCGGCAGAGGUCGGGCCCGAUAGAUUUUCCAUUUUUUUUUAACCAGGAUUGAUUUUUAAUGUCUGCAUUUUCUUAAUUGUGAAUGUCCUCUUUUAACUUUUAUCUCUUUAUUGGUAAUAUAUAUAAUUAUUCACGCUACAUGAAGUUGUUAUCAAAUAAAUUAUAACAUCUGAAAGAUUAUCUUGUUUCUCAUCUCUAGCAAAAUUGAAACAAAUGUCUAAGCUUACAGUCAAAACAGUAAAAAGAUUACAAUUAGCCUUUUAAUCACAAUCAUCCUAAUUUCAUUAACAGUCAUUCAUAUUAUCUUCUACGCUACCCUUCACCGACCGAUUUAAAAGUUUGCAGCUUCCACUGCAAUGCUCAGUAUGUCCAAUGUUUCAAUCUCUUAUUCAAUCAUUGUUUGUUGUCGGCACUUUUCUGAAAUAAUUUGGUGACCAUUUAAGUAAUACCGGUUACUUUCAAGAGUACAAAUUGCCUCUAGAAGUUGAUAAAAAAAAUGUCAAGUUAAUGAGAACAACAGUUUCUCAUCCUCUGACACCUGCAUUAAAAAAAGAUGUGCCCUUUUCAGAAUGAUUAACUAACACUUAAAUAAAAAUUACUUAAUUACUUUCUGUCAAUGUUUUUUGGUGUCAGAGUUUUGAGAUCAUGAAAUUGUACAUAAAAUCAACUGGGUACCAUAGUACCGCAUUGACAACACAAAAUAAGGUCAAUGAGGACAUCAAUUUCAAAAUUUAAACGCAAGUUGUAAGUUUGAUGUUAACAGAACAUUUUUGAGAAAGUUCAUUAUUUGUGAUAUACCAAGAAUAAGAAAAAUUGACAGAAGGUAAUGUUAAAAUUUGUUGAUUGAUAUCAACCAUUUCAAUUAAAAUUAGUUGAGUUUUAUGAAUUGGCAAUAUAAAAAUCCCUAUCGAUUUCACAACACAUUCUAGCAAAAAGCAGAUCUGUUCAAAACAGUCUUUAUAUUUAAAUUACAGAGCCAACUAUAUCAUUUUGUUUGAAAUUGCCUAUACUUAAAUCCACUUUUGUACUGAAAUUCCUGCUGAAAUUGUUCUCUUGCACCUAAACCGUUUCAGUUCUUACUUCGGAAGUCAACAAACGCAUCACACUUUCUUCAGGUUUUCUUCAAUUCGUUAAUUGUCACACUUUGAUGAUGGCACCUUUUUGGCAAGCCUUUAAUCUUAUUAAAUCUAGUACGUAAUUGAGUAAUGAAGAUCAGAGAAAAAUGCAGUGAUGAGCACUUUUACACUUGAAAAGUUUUUGUACGUUUGUCUUUCCCACUGGCGAGUUGCCCAAAUGCCCAGCAGUGUGUUAGUCAUCUAUCAAUCCCAACAGAGCAGUGUUUUUUUGUUUCAAUGUUCACCAGGCAAAGAAGCAUUGUUUUUAACUUAUGAAGGGCGUAUGAUGAUGUGAGGCAAACGACUUGAUGUUAAAAAUGAGUUGAUUCUCCUGAAAGAAAAACUUACUGUUCAACUGAUCGUGAGCGGGGCAUUUUUGUUUGUUUUAACUUCUGCCCUCACCUCUCCUGAUGCAAUUAAGCUCCACUCCGAGUAUAUACCCAAGCGUUACAAAUCGUUUUGCGGCAGCAAUGCAUAAAACAACAUACCUCCAAUGGCAAUUUUUCAACCAAAGCAACAGAGCAGGCUUUGUUAGUUGCUGGUCGUUCAAAUAGUUUAAAACCACUACCUCAUUGGAAGGAAGCGAAAGCAGGAAGAAAAGGAAGACAAAGCACAGAGAUAUAUAGUUUGCAGCUCAAUUAUUUAUUUCUCCAGAGUGUGUGUAUUUGAUUAGUUGUCGUUUUUGCAAUAAAAUUCUUCUCCGUCUUGGUACACGAAUACAGAAACAUCAUGUUCAUUUUUCUCCAGCAAAACAUCUUUACUCAUAUUUUUUUUUUU